Messenger RNA from Marasmius oreades (fairy-ring Marasmius), 2502 nucleotides. RefSeq lists its product as uncharacterized. The record is from RefSeq and is a predicted model, not a curated record. Gene Ontology annotation, molecular function: ATPase-coupled transmembrane transporter activity; ATP binding; ATP hydrolysis activity. Gene Ontology annotation, biological process: transmembrane transport. Lineage: Eukaryota; Fungi; Basidiomycota; Agaricomycetes; Agaricales; Marasmiaceae. The transcript is spliced from 13 exons. The coding region runs from base 265 to 2361 and encodes 698 amino acids.
ACUGUAAAGUAACUCGUGGAACGACUAAGUGGAUUGCAAUUUCAUGAACUGAUAACUACACAUCUUGGCGCUACAUUUUUCCAGAAGAAACGCGCGCUCGGUUUGAGCAGUGGAAUGACUCAGAAGGCUGUAGAGACCAUGGACAUGAUGCAUGGUGUGUCGUGAUCGUCUGCCUACGGUAGCAUAGAUAAAAAGGCUUGAAGCCCCCAGAUAUGAAGACCCCUCUUCGUUCUCAAGCCAUCCGUCUCUCGUUCCCCUAGUAUCAUGGGGAAGCCAACUAUAGCCGCUAUCGUGUCACCCUCCGAUUCCAAAACCAAAUUCAAACCCGAAUCUCAGGAAACAGAGGUGCUUAACCUCGGAGUUUUUCAAGUCAUCGUAGAGAAACGGUCUUCCUUUCGUGAUGCACUCACUCUCGUGAAACUUCACGAAGUAACGGAACACUGGAUCAAGUCAUACCAGACCUUGAAACAUCUCUUGAGCGAGGUUCUAGCUAUUCAGCCAUUCCUCGUCAUUGUUCUACUUGGGUUGAAGAUGUGGCAUGAAAUGCAUCUCAAGACCGGAUCGGUGGACACACGUGCUGUUUUGAAUACGUUAAUGACUCGGAUUUUCUUCGUUAUACUGGGCUCGUAUAUUGGAGAACGGUGUCGUGAACUAGAACCCGGCUUGAAAGCUCAGAUAAUAAAUCAUUACGAGACUAUCCUUAUGAAUACUAAACUAAGCAUGGAUCUCCCGAGUUUACAAGAAAACAUCAAGUUUGAUCAGAUCACAGCUUGCCUGCCUUGGAAUACCAUCGAGACGAUAGUCGAAGUUUUCGCCAAGGUUGCAGCCCUCGUAGGACAACUGGGAUUCGUCCUUAGCUUUGUUCGUUCAGGAAACCACGGCCUUAUGUACACCAUGGCUUGUCUGGCUAAUCCCGUGAUGACAAUGGUCUUGAAAGACAAUCUUUGGAGUCGUCCUCGCGUUGUCCGAACCACCAACGAGGACUAUAACAGGAUGUCUGCGCUGGGCAGCCUCACGGAGAAGACUUACAGGCAUGAGGUCAUAAGUGGGAACCUCGUACAGUUUAUUCUUUCAGAAUACCGAAAAGCGCGAGCUGCGCUAGGGAAGAUAUCCACGGACUAUCCGGAAACUCAAUAUUAUAAACUCAAUUCGUCGUUCAAGAAGGAAGCCCUCAAAGAAUUGGCGGAGGACCUCCCUAUGCUAUACAAUGUGUGUGUCGUUCUGCUGCGCCCAGGGCAGAUGAGCUUAACUAUGAUGGCCACGCUUCAACAAUCCUCUUCCCUCCUUCGAUGGUCGUUUUAUCUUAUCCAUCACGAGCUAGAGACGUUCGCGCGAAGGAUCAGCGACAUGCAGCAGUUUUAUGAUCUUCAAAGGACGAUGACGAUCGUAAAAGACGGAGCGAAGUCAUAUCCUAACGAGAAUGAGUCGUCAAAAGGCAUGGCUUUUGAACUCAAUAACGUGGCAUUUUCCUAUCCUUCAGACGUCGACGAGGACAAAGUCGAGGGUAAGGACUCUUCUAACUCGGAGAAGCGACCUGCCCUUGAUGGUGUUUCCUUCCGAAUUGGUGCCGGUGAACUCGUUGUCGUCGUCGGCGCAAACGGCAGCGGGAAGUCGACGUUCAUAAAUCUUCUUACAAGGAUGUACGAUGUUUCCUCCGGGGAGAUUUUAGUAGACGGGGACGAUAUUCGUACUCUCAAACUAUCGGAUUUCCGCCAAGCUACUGCUACUCUUACUCAAGAUCAUAGUCUUCUCCCCCUCUCGAUCGCGGAGAACAUUGGGCUUGGGGAUCCAGAAAAUGCGAGAGAUAGGGGAAAGAUACUGGAAGCAGCCCGGAAAGGUGGCUGUGAGAAAAUCGUGGAGAAGCUUGAUUCAGGACUAGAUACGGUUCUGGAUCCUGCGGGAAUUCAGUAUCAUUGGUUAGUAGAUGAGUCUAAGAAGGAUACAGAGCUGGCAAAAGAAGUGAAGAAAUUGAGGAAGUCGAGUAAUGUGUCCGGCGGCGAACGACAACGUUUGGUAGCGGCCCGUACCUUUAUGCGCUUCAACUCCAACAAAAUUAAGUUUGUCGCGGUCGAUGAGCCCAGCUCUGCUCUCGAUCCUAGCGGUGAAGUGGAGCUAUUCGAUCAUCUAAGAGAGGCGAGAGCAGGAAAGACUAUGCUCUUCGUUACCCACCGUUUCGGUCCAAUCACGAAGUAUGCUGAUCAAAUAAUCUGUAUGAAGGAAGGGAAGGUCUACGAGCAUGGAACACACGAACAACUUAUGGUAAAGCAAGGAGAAUAUUAUAAGAUGUAUAAUGUCCAAGCUAAAGCUUUUGAGAAAACAAAAGCUGAGAGCGCCGAGGUAAUAGAGUCGGAGAAGGAUUGAAGCAAUAAGGGCAAUCUUCAGGUGCAGGGAAGGUAUUAUGAUGGACCCAUAAUGGACGUUUCUUAGUAACGCAAUGUAAUGCCAUGUAUUGUUAGAACUCGAUGUAAGGUGUAUUUUUGGAAGCAACUACUUCUCGUCGCG